Effrenium voratum is the source of this 3652-nucleotide messenger RNA. The record is from the annotation of a GenBank genome assembly. Lineage: Eukaryota; Dinophyceae; Suessiales; Symbiodiniaceae.
CCAGGUUUUGAUGGUGAUUGACUGUGAUUGUUUGGACUGCCUCACCGUGACUGCACCAUGUUACGGGAGACUGGAGCCACUUUUGAGGGCCCAGACCCGGUCUGGCUUGCCAGCUUGUUUGCGGGUCACUGCGAGAUUUUCAUAGUUCGACUGGAAGUAUGGUCCCCUGAGCACGCCGGAGGCUUUGCAGACGUGGGGCCACCGGAGCCACCGCCUGCAGAGCCGCCUGAGCCAGCGCCGGUGGAGCCGCUUUCGGGGGGUGAGGCCAAAGAGCCUUCACCCAACACCGAUGCCAAAGAGCAUGAGAUGGAAACAGUCGAAGAGGUGAAGAAGCAGCUGCCGAAAGAACCAAAGCGGAAAGCAACGACUGCUGCUGCCUCGCCACGCAAGCGGAAGCGACAGAAAGGCCCGGAUUCAGAUCCACUCGCUGACGCAGCGCCUGCUGAUGCUGCACUUGAUGACCUGGCGGUGCUCGCUGACUUGAUGCCAGUUGGCUUGGCGCCUGCUGACUCGGCGUCUGACCUGGCGCCUGCUCACUCGGCACCAGCUGACUCGGCGGCAUCUGACUCGGCGCCUGCUCACUCGCCGGCUGACUCGGCGCCUGCUGACUCGGCGCCGGCUGACUCGGCGCCGGCUGACUCAGUGCCGGCUGAAUCGGCGCCGGCUGACUCGGGGCCAGCCGACUCGGCCGAAGAGGUGGAGAUCGAGCUCGAGGAUCCAGAGCUGGGAACCGCGAGCCUUCGCGUGCCCAGGGCCGCCGCGCAGGCAGUGCGGAAAGAGAGCGAUGCUUUUCAAACGGAGCUGGGCGUGACCGCCACCUGGUGCGAGUCGGAAGCGGAUGUCGUCGCUGAGCAGAUGGCUGAAAUGCAGGAGAUGACGGUCGGGACGGAGGUCCGGGCCCGCUACGGCUGGCGGUGGUUCGAUGCCACCAUCACGGAGGCCGACCCCUUCAGCGAUGAAGUCCAGGUGCGGUGGAAGUACGACGGGAGCACAUCCACGCUGGGUCUCAAGGACUUGCAGCUCUCGGAGGAGCUGGAGCAGAGGAGGAAGCGGCGCGCCUGGCUGAGAUCCGCCUGGCAGCUCUGGAUCUCGGGCCCCGCGCGUGCCCGGAAGAUCGCGGUGGCCAGGGUCAUGGGAAAGGCGGAGCAGAAGUGCCCGGGCCUAUGGUCCGGGGACCUGCUGGAGGCUGCGGAGGAGCUGCGUGGCGCGGGCAAGGAUGCCUCGGCCGACAUCAAGCUCGUCUCCUUCUCGGAAGCAGGCUUGGGCGCCGCUUGCCAGACGCUGCAGCCCGGCCUCCGGGGGCUCCUGCGCCGCGCUGGGGACGCCGCGGGCUGCUACUUGCAGCUGCUAGGCGAUGCGGCCGUGCUGGUGGUGGGGUCGAAGGAGGAGCGGGAGCGAGGUGCUGACUGCCUGUGUUGGAAGGCGGCCGAGAAGCUCUCGCGCACGAGUCCCGUCUCCGGUGACAUGUCCGACGCAUCCGAGGUCUCACUGAGUUGGACUCACGGCCGCGACCGGGUGCAGCUUCAGUUGGACGGGAGCUUGGACCUCUUGGUGAACGGGCACUGCCAGAUCCGGAACCUGGUGCUUGUGCUGGGCACCGCUUCGGAGCUCUACCUGGCGGGCCAGGGCGUGCAGCGUUGGCUUCCGGCACCACAGGAGGUGGUGCUGCGCGCCCUGCGGCUCUACCACCACGCUCCCAUCGCCGCAAAGCCGCCAGGCGUGACGAUCCUGGAGACCACGGUGGGCCAAACCGCCUGGCUGGAGCCGGUGGACCUGCGUGCCAUUGAGGUGGAUUGCAAGACCAUGGUGGUGGCUGCAGAUAGCUGCGGGCGGGACAACUGGACGGAAGAGGCGCCCUCACGGCUCCUGGUCUGUGGUGGGCGGCGAGCGGUCGCCGCCGAGCGGCUAGCGGCGCUGCUUGCGGGCAUUGCGGAGAGGACGAAGGAGGCCGCGGAGGCGGCGAGAUUGGCAGGAGGGAUGCAAGACUUGGAGCCUGCCAGUUCGGCGCCGGUGCCCACAGGCCAGCUUGAAGCCAUCGUUUGGUACUCAGCGCUUCUACGGGCCCUGGCGCUGUUCGGCUUUGUAGCGUUGAGUCUUGGGGCGCCCGGGCGCAUCCGGGGGCACCAGGUGGCAGUGGAGGAGGUCCAGGAGUCGCUGCAAGAGACCAUGCAGGCCAUCCUGCGAGGCGGGUCCAUGACGCAGCAUUUGGAAGACAUCGAGAGGAGCAUUUGGCAGACCUACCAGUCACUGCCGAAGAACGAGGUGGGGCACAUCGGGCCGCGGGCCAUCAGAUACUUGGUGCACAACUACUUUGCCAAGGAGCACGGGUGGCUCAUCAAGGGCCUGGAACCCCAUGGCCAUCAACAGGAGGUGUCGGAAAUCCACGAGGUCAGCAUCUUGCAGGACAAGGCGCCCAUGCUUGUGGAGUCCUUGCUGGAAGCUCAGAGGGCUGACCGCGGCUUGUCGCUCAUGGACGCCGUUGCCAUGGUGGCAACCUUGGAACGCCUCAUCUUCGACGAGGCUCUGCUGCUCCUGCACGCGGCCUACAACCUGAACUCCGUUGAGACGCACCAAGCGCUGACCGAGCAGAGCUUGCACCAGGUGCUGACCUCCUACCUGGUGCUCUUCGAGAUGGGCCAAAAGGCCUCCCUGGAGAACAAGGAGCUGCACCGGGCCCUGAAGUCGCGGGCGGCCGCGGCGGGCUCCAACUGGCCGCUGCUCGUGGAGUUCGAAGAGGAUGCGGUCCGGAACUACGCCUUCGCCAGGCGCCACGAGCGGAACCCCUUCGACCCGGAGACCUUCACCUUCGCGGAGGCCGAGCAGAUCAUCGAGGGCCUCACGCGGGGCUACGGCAAGUGGCAGAACACCGAGUGUCAGCAGAUGAAGCAAGAGCUCAUGGAGCUGGAUGUGAAGGGCAUGGGCCGGGUGCCUCUGGCCAAGUUCUACUCCCAGCCGGAGAACGCGGAGUAUCACUUCACGGAAACCCAGGAGUACCUGAGGCAGGUGGGCGCGCUUGACGAGACCCGGGGCGAGGCGUAUGUCCGCAUCGCCAACUACAUGACGGGCCCCUCCAACUGCAUCGCCUCCUCCUCCUACUACUCGGUGUGCUGCCUGAACGAGUGCGAGGGCCUCAUGAACGAGCUGGAGAGCAAGAUCCUGGCGCCCGCGGCGAGCGUGGAGCGGCUGCUGGGCCUGGUGGCCAACAUGUCCUCGGCCACCGUGGACGCGCCCCGAAGCCUGCCGCGGCACCUGGCGGAGAGGCUGCAGACCAUCGCAGAGCGGCACGAGGGCGAGGUGCCGCUGCACGGGCGGCUCUUCGCCCAGUGGCUGCAUCACGCCUUCCCCAAUGAGUGCCCCUUCCCCCACAUCACGGAGGCGGCGGUGCUGGCGCCCGGCCACUGGAUGGACAAGAAGGCGGUGGUCUCCAAAACCGAGAGGGAGGAGCUGGCCGGUGUGCUCACCACCUUUGCGGAGGACGAGGUUGUGAACCAGACGGCGCUGGCCUGGUCGGAGGACGAAGUGCUGGCGGCAUACGACCCGAAGGUGGCGUCCACCAACUGGGUGCGGGUGGCCAUGCAGCUGGCGCUGCUGCUGGGCCUGCUGCGCACUGCGCUGGGCAUGGUGUGCCAACUCUGCGGCUUCCAGGUCCAAG